Molecule: messenger RNA, 1512 nt
Organism: Eurypyga helias (sunbittern)
Lineage: Eukaryota; Metazoa; Chordata; Aves; Eurypygiformes; Eurypygidae
Product: atlastin-1-like
Biological process (GO): protein homooligomerization; endoplasmic reticulum organization
Molecular function (GO): GTPase activity; GTP binding
Source: RefSeq, a predicted model, not a curated record
GGAGUUUUGCGGAGAAGACUUACGAAUGGAGCUCAGAAGAGGAGGAGUCCGUGAGGAAGGCAGGACCGGUGCAAGUCCUCAUUGUCAAAGACGACCAUUCCUUUGAACUGGAUGAAGCUGCACUGAACCGCAUCCUCCUCUCAGAGGCUGUCAGAGAUAAAGAGGUCGUGGCCGUGUCCGUUGCCGGCGCUUUUAGAAAAGGAAAAUCGUUCCUGAUGGACUUCAUGUUGCGGUACAUGUACAAUAAGGAAGCAGUGGACUGGGUUGGAGAUUACAACGAGCCUCUGACUGGUUUCUCAUGGAGAGGAGGGUCUGAGCGGGAGACGACUGGCAUUCAGAUAUGGAGUGAGGUUUUCCUGGUGGACAAGCCCGAUGGUAAAAAGGUUGCGGUGUUGCUGAUGGACACGCAGGGGACCUUUGACAGCCAGUCCACCCUGCGGGAUUCGGCCACCGUGUUUGCCCUCAGCACAAUGAUCAGCUCGAUACAGGUUUACAACUUGUCCCAGAACGUGCAGGAGGAUGAUCUGCAGCACUUGCAGCUUUUCACUGAGUAUGGCCGGCUGGCCAUGGAGGAGACAUUCCUGAAACCCUUCCAGUCCCUUAUAUUCCUUGUUCGUGACUGGAGCUUCCCGUAUGAAUUUUCCUAUGGAUCUGACGGUGGUGCAAGAUUUCUGGAGAAGCGGCUGAAGGUCUCGGGAAAUCAGCAUGAAGAGCUGCAGAAGUCAUUCUUCACCAAAAUCUCCUGCUUCCUCUUACCUCACCCGGGCCUGAAAGUCGCUACCAACCCUAAUUUCGAUGGAAAACUGAAAGAAAUAGACGACGAGUUCAUCAAGAACUUGAAGAUUUUGAUUCCUUGGCUUCUUAGUCCCGAGAGCCUGGACGUGAAGGAGAUCAACGGAAACCACAUCACCUGCCGAGGCCUCGUGGAGUAUUUUAAGGCCUACAUAAAGAUCUACCAAGGGGAAGAGUUGCCGCAUCCGAAGUCAAUGCUGCAGGCCACAGCAGAAGCCAACAAUUUAGCAGCAGUUGCCACUGCCAAGGACACCUACAGCAGGAGGAUGGAGGAGGUCUGUGGCGGGGACAAACCCUUCCUCGCACCUAGCGACCUCCAGACCAAACACGUGGAGCUGAAGGAGGAGGCCGUAAAGCAAUUCCGCGGGGUGAAGAAGAUGGGUGGCGAGGAAUUCAGCCGUCGCUACCUCCAGCAGCUGGAGAACGAGAUCGAUGAGCUCUACAUCCAGUACAUCAAGCACAACGACAGCAAGAACAUCUUCCACGCCGCCCGCACCCCCGCCACGCUCUUCGUGGUCAUCUUCAUCACUUACGUGAUAGCUGGAGUGACCGGCUUCAUUGGCUUGGACAUCAUAGCCAGCCUGUGCAACAUGAUCAUGGGCUUGACCCUUAUCACUCUCUGUACCUGGGCAUAUAUCAGAUACUCUGGGGAGUACAGAGAACUGGGCGCAGUAAUAGACCAAGUGGCUGCAGCGUUGUGGGACCAGGUAGGAUAAAGAG